AUGCUUCUGCACUCCCGCCUUCGACCCCUCCCCCGCCGCCAGAAUCAACAACAACAGCAACCAGAAUGCCCCUCCUUUGCCCCUCCUCCAGAUUUCCAGGACGACGAAAUCGACAAUGAAUCCCCAGAGGACCUCUUCACGUCCUUUCUCCCGCACCUCUUCCCUGACGAUGCUCCCUCGUUCCACGGAGACCCCGGCCAGCAACUCCUCUACUCGUCGCCGCGCUACGGCAAUCUCGAGAUUAUGGUCCCGUCCUAUCCCAACCAGAGCGACAAACGCACCGAGGAGAUCGCCGCCGGUCAGACCCGGCCCGACGGACAGGUGAACGAGGUCGAGGAGGGACGGAAGCUGUUUGCGCAUUUUCUAUGGAGCGCGGCGAUGGUUGUCGCUGAGGGGGUUGAGAAGGCUGAUACGCUGGACAGCGAGGGUCAGUUGGAUGCUGAUACUGCAAUGUGGCUGGCUAAGGGGCAUAGUGUGUUGGAAUUGGGAGCGGGCGCCGGCCUCCCCUCCGUAAUCUGUUCCCUCGCAGGAUCCUCCCCCGUCACCAUCACCGACCACCCCUCCUCGCCCGCCCUCACCGGCGCGAUCACCUCCAACAUCGACCACAACAUUCCCCCCUCGAAGCAAUCCACCGUAUCUAUGCAGCCGCACGAAUGGGGAACCCUCACUUCCGACCCCUGGGCUCUCUCCGCCAAGGGCACAUACACCCGCAUCAUCGCCGCAGAUUGCUACUGGAUGCGCUCGCAGCACGAGAACCUGGCGCGCACGAUGCUCUGGUUCCUGGCGCCCGGGGGCAAGGUCUGGGUCGUGGCGGGGUUCCAUACGGGGCGGCCGAUCGUGGCGGGGUUCUUUGAGACGGCGGUGCAGUUGGGUUUGGAGAUUGAGAGGAUCCAUGAACGGGAUUUGAAUUCUGUGACUGAGGAUGGGCGGGAGGUUAGACGGGAGUGGGUGUCUGAGAGGGAGGGCGAGGGACCGGAGAAUCGGAAACGGUGGUGUGUGGUUGCGUUGUUGAAGAGGAGGGGGGAGUAG
This is a messenger RNA of Aspergillus melleus, 1029 nucleotides long. RefSeq names its product putative nicotinamide N-methyltransferase. Gene Ontology annotation, molecular function: protein-lysine N-methyltransferase activity. Bases 1 to 1029 code for a protein of 342 amino acids. NCBI's taxonomy places the organism in Eukaryota, Fungi, Ascomycota, Eurotiomycetes, Eurotiales, Aspergillaceae. The transcript has 2 exons. The record is from RefSeq and is a predicted model, not a curated record. Gene Ontology annotation, biological process: peptidyl-lysine dimethylation.